Brassica oleracea var. oleracea is the source of this 1386-nucleotide messenger RNA. RefSeq lists its product as uncharacterized. The transcript has 2 exons. Bases 1 to 1386 code for a protein of 461 amino acids. The record is from RefSeq and is a predicted model, not a curated record. NCBI's taxonomy places the organism in Eukaryota, Viridiplantae, Streptophyta, Magnoliopsida, Brassicales, Brassicaceae.
AUGGAUCCUUCUUUGGAUAAGGCGUUGCUUGGUAUGACUUUAGAAGAGGGUGAAGAGUCGUUCGUUAUUCCAUAUUUGCCGGAGUAUUACUCUACAGAGCGGAACGCUGUAAGUUUGGUGGGGAGAUUACUUAACCCCCAGUGUCAAAAUAUUUCAGAGGUUAUUCUGGAGAUGCCUAGGAAGUGGAGGCUUUAUGAUAGGGUUAGAGGUGUUCACACUAGUAAUCAGUGGACACUGGCAAUGGAAAGGUGGGUGGAGAGACCACCUCCAGACUAUUUGCAGUUUAUUGAGGUUUGGGUUCAGAUGCGUAAUAUUCCAGUGAACAAUUAUACGAAGGCGGCUUUAACGUCGCUAGGAGAUUUUGCUGGCCAAGUCAUUGAAGUAGCGUUUGAUCCAGAUAAACCUCAACUCAAAGACUAUAUAAGAGUCAAGGUUAAGUUUGAUCUUUCUAAACCUCUUAGGCGCUUCAAAACUGUUACUGUUCCUGGAGGAGAGGUGGUGAAAAUUCUGUAUGAUUAUGAGAGACUGCAAAAAAGAUGUUACUCUUGUCAAAGGCUAACUCAUGAACAGUCCCAAUGUCCGUUCUUUCAAGCGGCUUAUGCGCAUGCGGAGGUGAAAGGAAAAGCUAUAGAGAAUUUUCAAAGUCAGCUUGCGGAGAGAGUAAUUAAAGAGGAUGAUCCCCUUUUCGGAGUGGUGCUUGAUUCCCAAGUUGGGAUCAACCCUUUGAAUGGAUGUCCAAAAAUUGCGAAUGAAGUGCUUGAAGGAAUGAGGCAUUAUUUGUUGGAAGCUGAAGGGGCUGAGAAAUUGGCGAGAAAAGAAAGAAUCAAAUGGUCCUUAAAGGAGAUAGAACAUGAUCCCAUUGCUCAGAAGACAAUGUUAAGAUUUGAGCCGUCUCCUACCUUCACAGCUGAUCUGAACAAAGGCAAGGGUUUUGUUUUUGAUUUCCAGAAGCAAAAUGAAAAUCUCAGAAGUAUGAACUCUCCUGGAGGAAGCAAACUGAUGGCCUCUGCCUUUAGAGCAGGAAAUGCGUUAUCUAUGGAGCCAAGACUUUUGGGUUUAGCUUCUGAAGACGUUGCUUUUUCGGAGUCGGCAAGUGGUAGUUGGAAUCCUGGCGGUUCUACGGGUUAUAACAUUGGCAUCUCUGAUGCCUGUUCUUCCGGGACCAAAGGGAGGAGUGCUAUGCCAAGAAGGAGGCCGGGCUCUUUUGUAAGAAAGUGUCAAGGGAAAGUUGUUAAAUUUGUUGGUCUUAAUGAGGGGAAGAAGAAAGAUAACGUUCAUGCUGUCCCAGAAAAAAGAAAAAGUUCGAUUGAUGUGGAGACAUUUCAAUACUCGCCAAGGUCUAAGAAACAAGUGGUGGUCCCAAUUGAGGGACCGCCCAAGAUCUGA